Molecule: messenger RNA, 543 nt
Organism: Passer montanus (Eurasian tree sparrow)
Lineage: Eukaryota; Metazoa; Chordata; Aves; Passeriformes; Passeridae
Product: protein fosB-like
Exons: 3
Biological process (GO): regulation of transcription by RNA polymerase II
Cellular component (GO): nucleus
Molecular function (GO): RNA polymerase II cis-regulatory region sequence-specific DNA binding; DNA-binding transcription factor activity, RNA polymerase II-specific
Source: RefSeq, a predicted model, not a curated record
CACCGCUGUCCCCUGUCCCCGCAGCUGACGCCCGAGGAGGAGGAGAAGCGCCGCGUGCGGCGGGAGCGGAACAAGCUGGCGGCGGCCAAGUGCCGCAACCGGCGGCGCGAGCUGACGGACCGGCUGCAGGCGGAGACGGACCAGCUGGAGGAGGAGAAGGCGGAGCUGGAGUCGGAGAUCGCCGAGCUGCGCAAGGAGAAGGAGCGCCUGGAGUUCGUGCUGGUGGCGCACGCCCCCGCCUGCAAGGUCCCCUUCGGCGACAUCGCCGCCCCCGCCGCCGCCCCCGCCGGCCCCGCCGAGGUGAGCAGCCCGGGCCGGGCGGGCCCCGCGCCUCUGCUGCCCCCGGCGCCGUUCCAGGGCCCCUUCCCCGGCUGCUGCCCCCCGCCCGGACCCCCUAACGCGACCCCCGCGUUUGUGUUCACCCACCCAGAGGGAGCCACGUGUGGAGCCUCGCACCAGCGGAGCAGCGGCAGCGACCAGUCCUCGGACUCCCUGAGCUCUCCCUCGCUCCUCGCGUUGUGAACGGGGGGUCCCCACCGCCCC